CCAGGGCCGGACGUCUGUAGGUCGGGGGGACAAGGGUAAAGUGUGUAUGAGAGAGAGAGAGGGGUAAAUAGCUCCCAUUUAAUAACAUUUCACAUUUGUCAGUUUGGGUUUGAAAAGCAAACGACGGCCCAAAGAUGAUGACCAUGACCCACAUGGAGAGCAUGGUGCGCUACGACAACGGUUACGAGGAUGAGUACAUGAUGCAGGAGGAUGAGUGGGACCGGGACAUGCUCCUGGACCCAGCCUGGGAGCAGCAGCAGAGGAAAACCUUCACUGCCUGGUGUAACUCCCACCUGAGGAAAGCCGGCACACAAAUCGAAAACAUUGAGGAAGACUUGAGGAACGGACUCAAACUCAUGCUGCUUCUGGAAGUCAUCUCAGGUGAGAGGCUACCCAAGCCCGACAGAGGGAAGAUGCGCUUUCACAAGAUUGCAAACGUCAACAAAGCACUGGACUUCAUCACGAGCAAAGGAGUAAAACUGGUCUCCAUCGGAGCUGAAGAGAUCGUGGAUGGGAACGUAAAGAUGACGCUCGGAAUGAUCUGGACCAUUAUCCUCCGCUUUGCCAUUCAGGACAUUUCUGUUGAAGAAACAUCCGCCAAAGAAGGCCUCCUCUUGUGGUGUCAGAGAAAGACCGCCCCCUACAGGAAUGUCAAUGUGCAGAACUUCCAUGUCAGCUGGAAGGACGGCCUGGCCUUCUGCGCCCUGAUUCAUAGACACAGACCCGACCUCCUCGACUACUCUAAGCUCAGCAAGGAUGAUCCUCUGGGGAACCUGAACCUGGCCUUUGACAUAGCAGAGAAACACCUGGACAUUCCCAAAAUGCUUGAUGCAGAAGAUAUCAUCAACACCCCCAAGCCUGACGAAAGAGCUAUCAUGACCUAUGUGUCCUGCUUCUAUCAUGCUUUUGCUGGCGCAGAGCAGGCAGAGACGGCCGCCAACAGAAUCUGUAAGGUGCUGGGUGUGAACCAGGAGAAUGAGAAGCUGAUGGAGGAGUAUGAGAGACUGGCCAGCGAGCUGCUGGAGUGGAUCCGCCGCACCACUCCCUGGCUGGAGAACCGCACCCCGGAGAAGACCGUGGCGGAAAUGCAGAGGAAGCUGGAGGACUUUCGGGACUACAGGCGCCAGCAUAAGCCCCCCAAGGUGCAGGAAAAGUGCCAGCUGGAGAUCAACUUCAACACCCUGCAGACCAAGUUGCGCAUCAGCAACCGGCCUGCCUUCAUGCCCUCCGAAGGCAAGAUGGUGUCUGACAUUGCCACGGCCUGGCAGGGCUUGGAGCAUGCAGAAAAGGGCUAUGAGGAGUGGCUCCUCACAGAGAUCCGCAGGUUGGAGAGACUGGACCACCUGGCCGAAAAGUUCCGCCAAAAAGCCACCAAUCAUGAAAACUGGGCCAGCGGCAAAGAAGUGCUUCUGUCCCUGAAGGAUUACGAAACAGCCACCCUGACAGAAAUAAAGGCACUGCUACGAAAACACGAGGCCUUUGAGAGCGACUUGGCAGCCCACCAGGACAGAGUGGAGCAGAUUGCCGCCAUUGCACAGGAGCUAAAUGAGCUGGACUACCACGAUGUGGCGGCUGUGAACCAGCGCUGCCAGAGCAUCUGCGACUUGUGGGACAGGCUGGGAACCCUCACCCAAAAAAGGAGAGAGGCACUGGAGCGCACAGAUAAGCUGCUGGAGACCAUCGAUCAGUUGUUCCUGGAGUUUGCCAAGCGCUCUGCUCCUUUCAACAACUGGAUGGAGGGCGCCAUGGAGGACCUGCAGGACAUGUUCAUGGUGCACACUAUUGAGGAAGUCCAGAGUCUAAUUGCAGCUCACGAGCAGUUCAAAGCCACUCUCCCAGAGGCGGAUGCUGAGCGACAGGCCAUCUUGGGAAUCCACAAUGAGGUGCAGAAAAUCUCCCAGAGCUAUGGGAUCAAGGCUAACAUUAUCAACCCCUACAGCACCAUCACGACCGACGAGCUCCUCAUCAAAUGGGACAAGGUUAAGAAGUUGGUUCCUCAGAGAGACAGUGCCCUGCAGGAGGAGAUGGCACGCCAGCAUGCCCAUGAAAGGUUGAGGCGGCAGUUUGCUGCCCAGGCUAAUCUAAUCGGACCCUGGAUACAGACCAGGAUGGAGGAAAUUGGACGCUGCGCCCUGGAGAUAGGGGGCACCUUGGAGGACCAGAUGACCCAACUCAAGCAGUGCGAGCAUGUCAUUGUCGCCUACAAGCCCAACAUCGACAAGUUGGAGGGAGACCACCAGCUCAUCCAGGAGUCGCUGGUGUUUGACAACAAGCACACCAACUACACUAUGGAGCACAUUCGCGUGGGCUGGGAGUUGCUCCUCACGACCAUCGCCCGCACCAUCAACGAGAUUGAAACCCAGAUCCUGACCCGCGACGCCAAGGGCAUCAGCCAGCAGCAGAUGAAUGAAUUCAGAUCUUCCUUCAACCACUUUGAUCGGAAGAAGAAUGGCGCCAUGGAGACGGAUGACUUCCGAGCCUGCCUCAUCUCCAUGGGCUAUGAUCUGGGCGAGGUGGAGUUUGCCCGCAUAAUGAUCCUAGUUGACCCCAACGGGACAGGAAUCGUCUCCUUCCAGUCUUUCAUCGACUUCAUGACCAGAGAAACUGCCGACACCGACACCGCCGAGCAAGUUGUGGCAUCCUUCCGCAUCCUGGCAGCUGACAAGCCUUACAUUCUGGUGGAGGAGCUGAGGAGAGAGCUUCCGUCCGAGCAAGCGGAGUAUUGCAUCAUGAGGAUGCCGCCGUACACGGGCCACGGGGUGCCACCGGGGGCGCUAGACUACACUGCCUUCUCCACCGCCCUCUACGGAGAGAGCGACCUUUAAUCCUCGCAGCAUGCACCCAUUGCUAGUUCUUGAUUUAUGCAUUCUAGGGAAUCUGUAACAAGAGGAGACUCCUUCUAAAUUCACAGAAAUGUUCAAAAUGCCAUGCAUUGAUUUAACGUGUCCUUGCGGUUCUUUUGUAGCAUCUGAUAAAGCAUUCACAGAUCCUUUAAGUCAUUUGGAAAGUCAUCCAAACAAGUCCAACAUUGACUGCUAAAUGACCCUAACUCAAACAUGUUACCCAGGAGUUGGGAAAACACACAAACGUAAAAUAUUUAAAUUCAUCUUAUGCUUUAAGGGCAUACAUGCUUUCUUUUGCCAACUGAACAGCCGCCAGUAAUUUCGUCUGUGUGUUUUAUGCUUUUAAUGUAUGUGCUGAUUAAAUAUGCUCAUUGUUCUGGUGAUGCAUGUUACAACCUUUUCUUUAUUACACUCAUUCAUCCCAACAAAGGCUACAACACUGCUGGAGAGGCAUAUGUUACUUUUCAUUGUACCCAAAGUAUUUGAGGAGCAUUAAUGAAAUAAAUGGUAUUCAAAUCAUGUCUGUGUGGUGCUGUCCAGAGAGUCAAUUAGGCCAUAUUUAAAAUGAUUGCAAGAUGGAGGGGUGUCCAAUAGCAAAUGUUUUCGGGAUAAUUGCUC
Dunckerocampus dactyliophorus (ringed pipefish) is the source of this 3461-nucleotide messenger RNA. RefSeq names its product actinin, alpha 2b (gene actn2b). The record is from RefSeq and is a predicted model, not a curated record. Gene Ontology annotation, biological process: actin cytoskeleton organization; muscle cell development. The transcript is spliced from 21 exons. Bases 135 to 2825 code for a protein of 896 amino acids. Gene Ontology annotation, molecular function: calcium ion binding; actin filament binding. Gene Ontology annotation, cellular component: cell junction; plasma membrane; cell projection. NCBI's taxonomy places the organism in Eukaryota, Metazoa, Chordata, Actinopteri, Syngnathiformes, Syngnathidae.